GGCGGAGUACCGAGAGCCGGCUGGCCCGGAGCAUGGCGCGGGAGCUGAGCCAGGAGGCCGUGCUGGAUUUCCUCUGGGGGGCCGGGGGCAGAGCCCCCAACACGGCGCUGCUCCGCCACUUCCAGCCCUUCCUCCGCGACCCGGCGCUGACGGAGCAGCAGCGGCGGGAGCGCCGCGAAUAUUUCAAGAGCCUCGUCAAUUCCCUGGCCACCGUCCACCCCGCCGCCGCGCCCGGCGCCUCCAAGGACAUCGUCCUCCGCCGCAGGUACCGCGACCUCCUCGACGAGGAGCUGCCGCCGCCGCCGCCGGAGGAACGGCAGGAGCGGGACAAGGAGGAGGAAGAAGAGAAAGAGCCGCCGCCGCCCCGCCGCGACCCCGACCGGCGGCGCGGCCCCCCGGGGGAGGUGGCGGAGAAGACGCGGCCCGCCGGGGGACAGCCCCCGAGGGCCGCCGUCGCGGGGGGCUGCGCCGCCCGGGGCCGCGGCGGACCCUGCUGCGACCGCCCCCUUACCGGACCCGGCCGCUCUCCUCGGGCCCCUGGGCGCUUCGCCCCGACGGGCCGCCGCGCUCCCGGCCCCCGGCGCUGCCGUCGGGUCCUGGGGCGCUGCCCCCCGCCGGGCCGCCGCCACGGUCCCGAUCGCCGCCGCUGCCCCCCGCCGGGCCGCCCCCAUACCGGAGCCUGCAGCCGCCCUCCGACAGACCGUCCCGGUCCCGGUCCCCACCGCUGCCCGGGGUGCUGCCUCGCACUGGGUCGGCCCCGUUCGGGUCCCUGCCGCCGCAACGCCCUAGAGGGCCGCCCCCCCCCCCAGUCCCCGCCACUGCCAUCGAGCCCCGGGGCGCUGCCCCCUGACAGGCUGCCGCGGCCCCGGUCUCCGCCACAGCCCCCCACCGGGAUGCCUCCACUGAAGGCCCCACCACCCUCAGCAGGCCCGGGGGGGCGGCCCCCCGCCGGACCAUCCCAGUCCCCGCUGCUGUCAUGGGGCCCCAGGGUGCUGUCCCCCACCGAGCUGCCCCUAACGCGGUCCCCGGGGCCACCCCCCUGCCGGUGCCCGCCGUUGCUGUCCGCCCCAGGGGUGCUGCCCCUCUCGCGGUCCCUGCAGGUACUCCCCGCCGGGCCCUCCCCAACCCCACCGCUUUCAUCGGGCCCAGAUGUGCUACCGGCCACCAGGCUGCCUCCAUCACAGUCCAGGUCCCUGCAGCAGCUCCCCACCUGGUCAUCCCCACCCCCGCCGAGGAGAUCCAAGGUGCUGACCCCCAACGGACCAACCCGAUCUCAAGCCCUGCUGCUGCACCCGUACCAAACCCUGCCGCUGCCGUCAGGUCGCGGGCUGCAGCCACCCCCAUCCCGAUCCCCACCGCAGUCCCCCGCCCAGCCAGCCCGGUCCCGCUCCCUGCAGCCACCCCCUGCUGGGCCACCCCCAUCCCAGUCCUUGCUGCCGGCACAGUGCCCCGCCGGGCCCCAAGCCCCAGACAGCAGCCCCCCAGCACGGCUGCCUGUCUUCAGGAGCAUCAGGUGCCAGCUUGCUUUGCUGGAGGUGCAGGGCAUCCCCCCAUCGCUGCCGGAUGACUGCGGGCAGCAGCCCCGCACCAUGCCCUCCAAGAACUCCCUCAGGAAUGUCCCAAGCCGGGGGCUGUUGGUGCCACUGGGGCAGCGGGAGCACGCCUGGCUAGUGGCUAUGUCAGCGGGGUGCUGGGCUCGGGUGCGGGGGCUCUUCCUGGAAGAGCCGGAGCUGGCCCUGCAGCGGGACUUCAUGUCAGGCUUCACGGUCCUUCACUGGCUGGCCAAGCACGGUGAUGGGCCAGGCCUGCAGGAGCUGGCGGCAGCGGCACGGCAGGCUGGGCUGGCCCUGGACGUGGAUGCCCGCUCUGGCUGCGGGUACACUCCGCUGCACUUGGCUGCCAUACACGGCCACCAGCUCGUCAUCAAGGUGCUGGUGCUGCAGCUGGGGUGCCAGGUACAGGUGCGGGACAGCAGCGGGCGCCGGCCCUGGGAGUACCUGGGCAGCUCCACCUCGGGGGAGAUCUGGCAGCUCCUGGAGGCACCCCGAGGCACCAUUAUGUUCCCCACGCAGCCCCUGGCCCGCAGCGUGUCCUCUGCCAGCAAGGUCUCGCUGUCCGCUGGCAGGACAGCACUGCCUGCCUGCCUCAGGCCGCAGCACGGCCGUGGGGCAGACUCCCACCGAACAGGCAGCGAGAGUGACUGAGAGACAGCUCCCUGGCAUCCCCUGCCAGUGGAGAUGGGACCUUG
This is a messenger RNA of Aquila chrysaetos chrysaetos, 2248 nucleotides long. RefSeq names its product sosondowah ankyrin repeat domain family member B (gene SOWAHB). Gene Ontology annotation, molecular function: protein binding. NCBI's taxonomy places the organism in Eukaryota, Metazoa, Chordata, Aves, Accipitriformes, Accipitridae. The transcript has 2 exons. The record is from RefSeq and is a predicted model, not a curated record. The coding region runs from base 33 to 2204 and encodes 723 amino acids.